Messenger RNA from Callorhinchus milii (elephant shark), 1167 nucleotides. RefSeq names its product syntaxin 12 (gene stx12). Gene Ontology annotation, molecular function: SNAP receptor activity; SNARE binding. Gene Ontology annotation, biological process: vesicle fusion; intracellular protein transport; vesicle-mediated transport. The transcript is spliced from 10 exons. Lineage: Eukaryota; Metazoa; Chordata; Chondrichthyes; Chimaeriformes; Callorhinchidae. The record is from RefSeq and is a predicted model, not a curated record. Gene Ontology annotation, cellular component: synaptic vesicle membrane; SNARE complex; synaptic vesicle. Bases 182 to 1000 code for a protein of 272 amino acids.
AUAUUGUGGUGCGUAAAUGGGUUUAUUUUAAUUAAGCCUGGUCAGUUUCUGAAUUACACUUGUGUGAAACCCAGCAACACCCAGUCAAACCCUCAAGCAGAAUUGGGAUUUGAAGAAAUAGCUGGUGUUUUCUGACAGUUCAUCCUUUCUCGUUGGGUUGGUCUUGACUUUGAUUGCUGCCAUGUCUUACGGCAGAAUUGAGGACAGCCGGUUUAGCUACCGCUCUCAACCUAAGGACUUCAACAGCCUGAUUCAAACAUGUACCGCCAACAUCCAGAAGAUCUCGCAGCACACCGCACAGAUAAACACCAUGGUGCAGCAAGUAGGAACACAGCGCGAUACAAGCGAGCUUCAGGACAGGCUACAACAGUUGCAACACUACACAAAUCAACUUGCAAAAGAAACAAACAAACAUUUGAAGGAUCUUGGAUCGCUACCUUUGUCACACUUGGACCAACGUCAACAGAAAAUACAGAAGGAGCGUCUAAUGAAUGAAUUCUCCACCGCUCUGAACAACUUCCAAGCAGUUCAGCGGAAAGCUGCAGAGAAAGAGAGGGAAUCUGUAGCAAGAGCAAGGGCGGGAUCACGCCUUUCGAGUUGCACCGAUGACGAGCACAAUGAAGAGCAACUGGUUUCAUUCGAAAGUAGUGAAGACUGGAAUCGAACACAAGCUCAAACUCAAGAUGUGGCAAUAACUGAAGAAGACCUGACACUCAUCAAGGAAAGGGAGACUGCAAUUAGACAACUAGAGGCAAACAUCUUGGACGUCAACCAGAUUUUUAAAGAUUUAGCCAUGAUGAUCCAUGAUCAAGGAGACAUGAUUGACAGCAUAGAAGCGAACGUGGAGAGUGCGGAGGUACACGUUGAACAAGGAAGUCACCAUUUGCAGAGGGCGUCUUAUUACCAGAAAAAAUCUCGCAAGAAGUUGUGCAUUCUGAUCGCAAUCCUGGGUGUGGCCGGUGUCAUUCUGGGGCUCAUUAUCUGGUGGGCAGCCAAAUGAAGAGCUUGCACACUUGAAACGCGCCACGGGAAGAAUUGGGACCUCAAGCAAACUGACUGUUCUCUCUGACGGCCAGUCCACUCGUCGCGAGAGCUCAGCUUACAAAUAUUUAGAGAAUUACAUGAAACAAAACCGUCGUUUUGAGAGUGACGUGGGCGGGGUGGGUG